Hirsutella rhossiliensis is the source of this 1761-nucleotide messenger RNA. RefSeq names its product endonuclease-reverse transcriptase domain-containing protein. The record is from RefSeq and is a predicted model, not a curated record. The transcript has 8 exons. NCBI's taxonomy places the organism in Eukaryota, Fungi, Ascomycota, Sordariomycetes, Hypocreales, Ophiocordycipitaceae. Gene Ontology annotation, molecular function: catalytic activity. Bases 1 to 1761 code for a protein of 586 amino acids.
AUGGGCAACAUUGUGGUUUUGGCGGGGGACUUCAACCGCCACGACCUCCUCUGGGGCGGAGAUGAAGUGUCAGCGAGCAGACAAGGGGAGGGCCAGCCCAUCAUUGACCUGAUGGACGACUUUGGUCUUAGCAGCCUUCUCCCGAGAGGAACGAAAACGUGGCAAAGGUCGGACGAGGAGAGCACCAUCGACUUGACGCAGGCGGAUCAGCUCAUGCGGGUGGUCACCAAGGCGCUUCGAGAUCUGACUCCUCGAGCCCAGCCGCCGUCAUACGCGAAGCGAUGGUGGACAAAGGACCUGACGCGACUCCGUCGGACGUACACGUAUUGGCGCAAUCAAGCAAGGGCGCAGCGAAGAGCCGGUCAAUCGCGUCCGGAUCUGGAGCAGCGCGCCAAGGAGGCUGCGAAGGAGUACCACGACAAUUUGCGGAGACAAAAGAAGGCCCAUUGGGAUGACUUCGUCAUCGAAGGGAGCAACAUCUGGAGGGCUGCCAACAAGGGCGAGCAAGCCGAGGAACUCCUGAGCACCUUCUUUCCGCCUCUGCCAACGAGGAUCGAGCCGGAGGGUGAACGUCCGCAGAGAGAAGAAAUAGCCAUGCCAGACCUCACCUUGCAAGAGAUUGAGGAGAAGGUGAUGGCGGCGAAGCCCUGGAAAGCGCCUGGUGAGGAUGGCCUUCCUGCGAUCGUGUGGAAGAAGCUCUGGCACGUGGUCAAGCACCGGAUCAUCCCUCUGAGGAAACCAGAUAAAGGAGACUACACCCUGGCCAAGGCGUGGCGACCGAUUUCUCUCCUGUCGACGCUUGGCAAGAUUCUGGAGGCAGUCGUCGCGGAACGUAUCAGCUAUGCAGUCGAGGCUCAAGGGCUUUUGCCCGCGAACCACUUUGGUGCACGGAAGCGCAGGUCCGCAGAUCAAGCACUCGUGCUUCUGCAGGAGCGAAUCUACAAGGCCUGGAGAACGGGCAGAGUGCUCAGCCUCAUCAGCUUUGACGUCAAAGCCCGAGGCAUCCCGAACCUGGUGCAAAGACGGAUCAGUAAUAACGGUGGCUCCAUCGCCUUCGUGGACGAUUACUCUGCCUGGGUCACGGGGCCAACGGCAGAGUCAAACAGAGAUGGUAUCCAGUCGAUUAUCGAUGAUGCGCUUGAUUGGGAGAAGCGCAGCGGAAACGAUGUCAAGCCGAAGAGCAACGUGAAGCUGUUGGGAGUCAUCAUGGACAAAGCGCUUCGCUUCAAGGAACACAUCGCCAGAGCGGCCGCCAAGGGGCUGGCCGCGGCCAUGUGUUUGAAACGACUGAAGAUGGCUUCGCCACGGAUGGCGAGGCAACUGGCCCAGCGAAUCGGAGCCCAGGCUGUCACGGGAGGCUUCCGCACGGUGGCAACGGCAGUGGCCGAGGCCGAGGCCGGCGUGCAAUCGUUCCGAGAACGGCAUGCUCAAGCGGCAGCGAAAUUCUGGAUAAGGAUGCGGACGCUCCCGAAGACGCAUCCUCUGACAUCGUUGAGGCUCAAACUGAACAGGAGGUAUGCGUCGCCAAUGCAGAAGCUCGCCUCGGCGAUGGGAAGAAUAGAUACCAAGCGCCUGGAAGUCAUCCACGAGUUCGCACUGGCGCCGUGGGACGAACGAGUGCAGGCAACGGAUGAGACAGACCGAGUGGAGGUGCUGAAGUCGGAUGACCCGGAGGACAUCACUAUUGCGACGUCCAGCUCGCAAAGGAAAGGCAAGGUCGGGUUGGGAGGCGUCGUUCGGGAUGCUUCCGCGACAGCGUAG